Dovyalis caffra is the source of this 723-nucleotide messenger RNA. NCBI's taxonomy places the organism in Eukaryota, Viridiplantae, Streptophyta, Magnoliopsida, Malpighiales, Salicaceae. The record is from the annotation of a GenBank genome assembly.
AUGUUGAAAGGAAGGAAAGUUUCUGGAAGAGGGGAAACAGUAGCUGCGAACUACGCAUUUGGACCACUCGAAGAUGAUGUAAUUAUAAAACAUAGGCUACUCACUCGUACUACUACUACAAGGGGCGAACCCCCGUUGAAGAAACUUCAAAAGAAGUUUGCUUCGUUUGUUUCGGAAGUCGAGAAGGAUGAGGAUAAUUACAAUGAUUGUGCCAAACUUUCCAGAGCUUUCUUACAGGAGUUGUCUACAUUUGAGAUUCCGUUACUCAAGAGCAAAGCAGUUAUUGAUGCUAAUGUAAGAGAGAAGGAGAAUUUUAAUGAGUUGAAGGAUGAGAUAAAUAGGCAGAUUUUGCAGGCACAGGCUGAUAUUGAAGAUUUAAAGAAGCAGCUUGAGGAGAGCAAAAUUGAAAGGCAGCAUAAGGAGGAAUGUGAGGCGAUAAGGAAAUUGAUCGCAAUGCAGCCCCCGAGGUCCCAGACGCAGAAGGUGAUAACGGAUUUAGAGAAAGAAAUUGCUGCUUUGGAGGCAGAGAAUACGGCUGGUUCGAGGUUAUUGGAGCUUCGGAAGAAACAAUUCGCUCUUUUGUUGCAUGUGGUGGAUGAGUUACAGAACACUAUAGAGGAAGACGAGAAGAAUUUGAUUGAGGAGAUGAGAAUGGCAACUGACGAGCAGAAGGGUGGGAUGGAGGAUGCUAGUGGGGGUUCAGAAGCCAUGACUGUUGAUUAG